Molecule: messenger RNA, 1659 nt
Organism: Pungitius pungitius (ninespine stickleback)
Lineage: Eukaryota; Metazoa; Chordata; Actinopteri; Perciformes; Gasterosteidae
Gene: edn1
Product: endothelin 1
Exons: 5
Coding region: 130-711 (193 amino acids)
Biological process (GO): intracellular calcium ion homeostasis; regulation of systemic arterial blood pressure by endothelin; vein smooth muscle contraction
Cellular component (GO): extracellular region
Molecular function (GO): endothelin B receptor binding; hormone activity; endothelin A receptor binding
Source: RefSeq, a predicted model, not a curated record
UAUAAAGUCAAAGGGCUGCACAUAUGGGCCACAUUGACAGAGAGACUCCACACUCAGCAUCGGAUUGAAACACUGGAUGGUUAUUUUGGCCACUACUGGAGGAUUAUUGGUUUUGUGGAGCCCGGAGUCAUGGACAUGUACAUUUGGAUUUCCGCGUUGUCAGUGAUGUCCUCCUGGAUUAUGUGCGCAGUGCUAUCGGCCCCAGCUCCACGGACACCCACUGCCUCCCCCGACACGCAGCCGCGGCGCCAUGUGCGCACCAAGCGCUGCUCCUGCGCCACUUUCCUGGACAACGAGUGCGUCUACUUCUGCCACCUGGACAUCAUAUGGGUCAACACUCCCGAGCGCGUGGUCGCGUACGGACUGGGCAGCGCUCCCAGGACGAGGCGCGCGCUCUCGGAUCCACGCUGCCAGUGUCUGCGCCAAAACGACACGACGUGCAGAAACUUCUGCCGGCCGGAGAGCCCCCCCAGGUACGAGACGUCCUCGGACACGGCGAUCCGCGCCGCCGAGGCCGGCGCGUGCGCGGGGCCGCAGUGCAAACACAAGCUGGCGGGCGACUCGGGCCCCAUGAAAAGGAUGAAGAGCGGCAUCAAGGAGCGGGUCUCGCCUGUGGCCAUCAGGGCCCCCCCGAGUCUGCUGCUCAGGAAGUGGAGGGAGAGGCAGCGCCACCGGUCGAGGGCGUGGGAGGGCGAGGGCACGGCCUCCUAAACCCCACGGGUGACCUGGGGAUGGGGGGGGGUCAUUAUCCCUUCACCCGAAACACCCCACAGACACACAAGGAGAGCCUCGCGGUGCUGGAGCAGGGAACCCUCAGAAGACACCAAGGACGUUCAUCUCGCAGGGGUCACUGUCACCCCCUUUGGACUCAAAAAGAACGGAUUACUGGAAGGAUUUAAGGUGAAUCCCUGUUGCAGGAAACGGAAACCACUGCGCUGUGUAUGGAUGAAGGCGGUCCUUAAUAUUAUAUUUCAAAAUGUAAUUGUUAUACAAGAUAGUGUGUGAUAGGGUGGAUGACGUGCCUUUAUGCAAGGCACUUUACCACUGACUGAAACCUCUCCUCCAUGUCUAGUCUUUGUAGCUGUGCCGUACACUAGCUGCUAGGACCGUGGUCAUGCUGGUGUUAUCAAAGAUAUCGUAAUUUAAUGAUUUUCACUAAAUAUGUACGUGUUCCAUUUAUUUAUUCUUUCCACACAUUGUAAUGUGAUGGCCAUAUUGGUCCAUCACAUUUUGGGGUUUGUCAUUUCUAUGAAAUGUUGUUAUAAGUUGCCAAGUUUUGGCCAUACUGAAAUAAAAUUUGUAAACCUUUUUAUUUAAAAAAAAAAACAAAAAAAACACUGUUGAACUCCAUCAUUAUUGUCUUUUGUAUUGUCAGUCAUGUGCAAUGAAUCGAGUCUCUGAAGCUAAACUGGAAUGCUGACCUGAGAAAAGAUGUCAUCAUCCAACAGAGGAGCCAUGAAAUGCUUAUUGCAGAUACGGUGUCAUUCAGCCGAACCUUAGAGCAUCCGCAGAGAUCUUUAAUUCAUAAAGGAGCUUUCAGUAAAUCUCUCAUCCGGGAGAGGAAUUCUCACUGUGUAAAAGUCCGAACUUCGGAGAAACAAAGUGAAGUAUUUAUUUAGAAAUGAAAUAAAAGAUAUGAAGCUUAAAAUAAAAUAUCUA